AUGCCUCGUAAAGUUAACUACGGAAUCGAUUACUACGACGAUGACUAUGAGGACUAUGAUGACUAUGAUUAUGAUGUUGAAGCUGAAAACUAUGGAGCAGGAGAAGGACCUGUUGCAAAGCAAGAGACCAUUAGGCCUGGAGUUUGGCAAUGCCCCAUUUGCACCUAUGACAACGAUGAGAGUAUGACUUCGUGUGAUAUUUGUGGCGUUGUACGUCAUCCCUUGGUUUACAAUGGACCUUCCAACAGUAACAAAACAGUUGAAGAUAUAAACAAAAUUCCUGGAGCAUCCAAGCUGGCCAGGUCUAUUUUUCAAUCAUUACCACACCAGAGUCCCAAAGAGGUUGUAUUAUUUCCAACGCAAGGUGUUGGUUUUUGGACAGAUAGCAGUAACAUCUACAAGCUUGAGAAUGUCCAUGGAGAAUUUCAUGAAAUUCAUAAGACUUUUAAUACUCAAAGCCAUCCAUCUUUAAAUAUAGAUCCUUUCAAGUUUGACGUUCCAUCUCCAGAUGACGUGGUUCAUACUGGCUUACAUUCUUCAAAAGUGGGUUUGAAAGACAAAGUUAAAAACGCUAAAGAUUCACAGUUUUCACAAAACAGCAGAGAGAAGAGUGGACUUUCUGUAGAAUUCAAUACUGAAAGUGCAGACAACUCAUCAUCCUUAAUGCAAACGAGCAAGCAGGGUAGUGUGGCUCAAAACAAGCUUUCCAAAAAUGUAGAAAUUGAUAUGAAAACAUUUGGUGAAACUUUAAACAGUUUAUCAUUUUUGCCAAAGGACAAAGGAGAUGAUACGAAAAAAAUAGAUUCUUCAAAAAAUGGUACAAAUGGUAUCCAAUCAAGCAAAGAAUACUUCAGUCGUUUGUCUGCACUGCCCAAAGUCGAAGAAAGUGAUAAGCUUAGUUUGUCUUCUAACAAUGAUGGAAAUUCUGAAAGUGCUUCCAGCAGUUUUAACCACACAGUUCUUAAUGUAAAAUCUGGAAAUUUUGAUAAAACUACUUCUAAGGCACCUCAUCAACAAGUUUCUUACACGCCGGAAAAGUGGAUGCUUCCUCAACAUUCUGAAGAUACAUUGACUCAGUUGAAUCUUGCAAUUGUUGGUCAUGUUGAUUCUGGAAAAUCAACACUAUCCGGCAGGUUAUUACACCUAUUGGGACGAAUUUCCAAGAAAGAAAUGCACAAGAAUGAAAAGGAGGCCAAGUUACUGGGCAAGGGAUCCUUUGCUUAUGCUUGGGCACUUGAUGAAAGUUCUGAAGAAAGGGAACGGGGGAUAACCAUGACAGUGGCUGUGGCAUAUUUCGACACUAAGAAAUAUCACGUUGUUGUGCUCGACUCUCCUGGUCAUAAAGACUUCAUCCCAAACAUGAUUUCUGGCGCAACACAAGCUGAUGCUGCAAUUCUUGUUAUAGAUGCCUCACUUGGUGCAUUUGAAGCUGGUAUGGAUGGUAGCAAAGGGCAAACAAAAGAGCAUGCACAGCUUAUUAGAAGUUUUGGUGUAGACCAUGUUAUAGUUGCAGUAAAUAAGAUGGAUGCUGUGGCAUACUCCAAAGACCGAUUUGAUUUUAUAAGACAUCAGCUGGGAAUUUUUCUCCGCUCAUGUGGGUUCAAAGAUUCUUCUCUCUUGUGGAUUCCCCUGAGUGCCAUGGAAAAUCAAAAUCUGGUAGCAUCCCCUUCUGAUGCUCAUUUCAAAAACUGGUAUACUGGACCUUAUCUGUUAGAUGCAGUUGACUCACUACAACCUCCUACUAGAGAAUUCGCUAAACCUCUGCUAAUGCCAAUAUGUGAUGUCAUCAAAUCAACUGCACAAGGACAGGUGUCUGCUUGUGGUAAACUGGAAGCAGGAGCUCUUCGAAGUGGAACAAAGGUACUAGUUAUGCCUUCAGAUGUUGUUGGAACAGUACGCACAUUGGAGCGUGACUCUAAUGUUUGCUCUGUUGCAAGAGCUGGAGAUAACGUAGCUGUAACGUUGCAUGGUGUUGAUGGAAGUCAUGUAUUGGCUGGAGGUGUAUUAUGCCAUCCCGACUUUCCUGUUGCAGUUGCGAAGCAUUUGGAGUUGAAAUUGCUUGUCUUGGAUGGUGCAAGUCCCAUAUUGGUUGGUGCUCAGUUAGAGUUUCAUAUUCAUCAUGCAAAGGAACCUGCUAGAGUUUCAAGAAUAUUGUCAAUACUUGAUCCCAAGACUGGUAAGGUGACCAAAAAGUCCCCUCGCUGUCUCACAUCAAAACAAAGUGCAGUAAUUGAGGUGAUUUUGAAUGAGCCAGUCUGCGUGGUAGAGUUUUCUAGAUGUAAAGCUCUUGGAAGAGUAUCCCUUAGAUCAUUAGGAAGAACAAUUGCUGUUGGACUUGUGACAAGAAUAAUCGAAGAACAAGAUUAG
Molecule: messenger RNA, 2367 nt
Organism: Vicia faba (fava bean)
Lineage: Eukaryota; Viridiplantae; Streptophyta; Magnoliopsida; Fabales; Fabaceae
Source: the annotation of a GenBank genome assembly